Molecule: messenger RNA, 591 nt
Organism: Exaiptasia diaphana
Lineage: Eukaryota; Metazoa; Cnidaria; Anthozoa; Actiniaria; Aiptasiidae
Product: ATP synthase subunit g, mitochondrial
Exons: 2
Coding region: 34-378 (114 amino acids)
Biological process (GO): proton motive force-driven ATP synthesis
Molecular function (GO): proton transmembrane transporter activity
Source: RefSeq, a predicted model, not a curated record
GGUACCGGCCUCGUCGUCUGUAGAAAAUCCAAGAUGGCGCAGAAGGUAGUUGCAUUUGGUCAAAAAAUAGCCACAAGAGCUCCGGCCUUGGCUACUAAGUAUGGAUUUCAAAUAACAGCGGCUGCAAAAAGGCGUCAACCAGCUUUGGAGAAAUUCUGGACUAAUGCCAAAGUAGAGCUUGCUCCUCCAGGCCCUUCAGACUGGCCAGCCAUCAAGAAAGCAUUUUCUAACAUCAAACAGGCCACCAUGACUGGCAGAUUCCUKAAUACUACCGUCAARGACAGUGUAUCCAACACCCUUGUUGCUGUAGAGAUAGCCAUGUGGUUUUAUAUUGGAGAAAUUAUUGGAAGACGAAGCAUUGUGGGUUACAAUGUAUAAUAACUUGAUGUGUGUUUCUAAUUGUUGUGAAUGGUUACUAUUAAUUAACCAUGGCUUUGAAUCAUAAUUUUCUGUACUUGACAGUCAAGAGUUGUUUCUGAGAAUAUUGUGUGAACAUCAAUGAGUAAAAUAGCUCUUUUAUCAUAUAAAAUGGUUUCUUUUUAUCUUUAGAAUACACUAUAAAUAGAUUUUAUCAUUUUGAUAAUGAAUUCA